AUGUCGAGUGAGUGUUGCAGAUGUCGUCACCGUUGCAAUCAUUGGAAACUUCGGAAUUACUUAGCUUUUUGGUGUUUCGGUUUGGGUAAUAAUUUCUCAUAUGUUAUUAUGCUAAGUGCAGCUGUGGAUAUUAUACGAAAACAAGAUUCACAGAUUGAAUUCACUACGAACAUCAGUACAUAUCACAUAAACUGUACAAAGAUUGGGACGGGAAGUGUCCUGUUGGCAGAUAUACUUCCGAGUAUGAUUUUCAAGUUUAUUUCCCCAAUAUUCAUACAAAAACUUCAUUUCCACUUCAAAAUUUUAUGCGCUGUCCUACUGGCGAUUAAUAGUUUUCUGGUGGUUUCAUUUUCUCAGUCUUUCUCUACGAGUCUUUUUGGGAUUGUGUCGGCAAGUUUAUCUUCAGGAAUCGGAGAUGUUACUUUCUUAAGCAUGGUAGCUUUCUUUGACAAAUCUUGUAUUUCGGCUUGGGCAUGUGGAACUGGUGCAGCCGGUCUGAUUGGUUCACUUUAUUAUGUUAGUUUGACAUCAAUAACUACACCGGAAAUUACAUUAUGUAUUGUCAUUGUGGUUCCAUGUACUACAUUGUUAGUGUAUUUCUUCGUUCUAGACAGACCUCAUCAUGAAAAAUUUCGACUGUAUUUCAACCCUAUCGUUUCGUCGGACAAUUCCACGAUGUCAACAGAGAGGAUAAAUGCAUUGGUAACCAGUGAAGAGCCAGAGCACACUGAGAUUGAUGAUGACAAUGAUGUAAUAACUGAUUCCGACGGGUAUAUUCAACUGAGAAAUGAAGAUGAUAUGGUUUAUCAUGACAAUUCACAAGUUUCCAACUAUUCAUCUCUACCUGUUCUACAUCAACAACAGCCUACAUGGAAAAUAAAACUACAGCUGUUGAAGGGGAUGAUCAGUUCAUUAUUUUGUCUAGUUUCAGUUUAUUUCUUCGAAUAUUUAAUUAAUCAGUCAUUGUUUGAAUUACUUUACUUUCAAAAUACACGUUUAACUGCUCCAGAACAAUAUAGAUGGUAUCAAGUACUUUAUCAAAUUGGUGUAUUUUUAUCAAGGUCGUCAGUCAGUUUUAUUCAAUUUAAGACUACUUGGAUUAUGUCAUUGCUACAAGCUAUGAAUUUUGUAAUUUGUUUAUUACAAGUGAUCUAUUCUUAUAUACCAUAUAUAUGGAUAAUGUUCAUUGUGAUAUUUUAUGAAGGAUGCCUGGGUGGUUUAACUUAUGUUAACACAUUUUAUAAUAUUCUUCAAGAAACUUCUCCGAUCUACCGUGAAUCUGCAAUGGCAAUGGCAACUGUAUCUGAUUCAAUUGGCGUAGCUGGAGCUGGAUUCCUAUCCAUAUAUUUACAUAAUUGUUUAUGUAAUAUAUUAAUUUGA
This is a messenger RNA of Schistosoma curassoni, 1380 nucleotides long. Lineage: Eukaryota; Metazoa; Platyhelminthes; Trematoda; Strigeidida; Schistosomatidae. The record is from the annotation of a GenBank genome assembly.